Molecule: messenger RNA, 8557 nt
Organism: Ornithodoros turicata
Lineage: Eukaryota; Metazoa; Arthropoda; Arachnida; Ixodida; Argasidae
Exons: 5
Coding region: 649-8016 (2455 amino acids)
Molecular function (GO): protein binding
Source: RefSeq, a predicted model, not a curated record
CCGUCCAAAGUUCCCGGGACAGAGAUAAAGGCGCAGGACUUGCGCACAGCUCCAUCUUGCUGGCCAGGUGCAGGACGCAAUUGCUCAACGGCUCGUCCACCAACACAGCACGAGAGCGACUGCGUACCCGCAACUUCUGUUCCACAACGGCAAGACCAGGAUCUGUAUGGCGUUCUGAUGAAGUGGAAUAACAUGGAUCCCCUUCGGAGAAAAUCAAGCCGGAGGCUCACGUAGACUAAAAUGCCCAGCGACGUUUGAGGUAACCGUCCUACACGAAAUCAGGUUGGCGGUCCACAUUCCUUGGGUACACUCAGGUCACGGAUAUGUCAAACGAGACCGACUCACCUGCCAUGACUGAUAAGAAGCGCAAACAAGGCAGAACUGACCGGCGACACGAAGCGAAUAUGCGUCGGAAUUAAGGAGCGACAAUCUACUAGCGAACAAUAACACGAGGGAACACAGCUAUCCCAAGAUCCCAGAAGACCCACGUCGUCGGAGAAGGUUGAGCAACGUGAUGGUCAGGGGAGACACCAUCAAGGAGGGCUAUCCCCACGGAGAAAGCGCGGGUCUGCAGACAAUCCCUCGGAACCGCUACGCCCGACGAGGAAACUGAAGGAAGGGCAAGGAUCCUUCGAAGCGAAAGACAACAUGGAGAAGUCGGAGGAUUCGGCAAGACUGCGUAAAGCGAUGCACGACGCCAUCGACCAGAGAGACAUGGAUAAGGUAGAAAAAUGCCUGAAUGAUAACAAAGAGUUCAGGCAGUGGUUGAGCCCGGAGACUGGAAAGUCAGCACUGUAUAACGCGCUAGAGAAGGGAGAGCUACAGAUAUGCGCCUUUCUAGUGUCCCGUAAAUGCACGUUUAACGAAGAGAAAAAAGAGAAGGAAGAACAGUCAUUCAGUGUGCUCAAUCGCAUGCAGAACUCUGAAUAUCGUUACCAGCUGCGCUCGAUUGUGUACAAGCGCGAUCACAUUAAAUACCUCACAAGUAUUUCGGCUAGCAUGCCGAGCUGUGCUGUCUCUGAAACCGGAGUAGAAGAAAUUUAUCGAAAACUGGGCGAGACUCAGAUGGUGGACGUUAUUCUGCGGGUGGUUGCUACUACCCCGAGCCUAGAGGUCAUAUUCGACUUUGAUAAUCAAGACUUACGUUGCAUGCUGGGCCCAAAUUACGACACAACCUACGGUCUCACUUAUAUCGAAGGACAAAGAAUUUACGUUGGUGCAAACAAAACCAAAAAUGAGCUUCUAGGUACGGUCGCCCAUGAGUUCUGCCAUCUUGCAUUGGCGAUCGUGUACCUAAAUGGUGGAAAGCCGUACGGACGAGAUGACACCGAGCGCAGAAACCACUACGAACGCAUCCUGAGCGAGAUCAAGUCUAAGAGCGAACUUCAUGAUGUAAUAGCAAAAGCGUUUCAGCAUCCCGUUGUUGAAGAGAAAGAACUCGCGGUGCGAGUUCCGCACAUGCUUGCAAUGCAUUCCGAAGAAUGUGAAUCAGGAGAAGCGCUUCUGUUGGACCAGGUUCCUGAGCUUUUUAUGUUCUACAAGGAGUUUGUUAUUCCCGACAUGGAACUGUACACGAAGAAAAACUUUCCCGAAAACGAUAGACAGCAAAUAAGGGAACAAAAUCGAAGCUACGGAGCUACGGAGUUAGAACAGCUCGAAAUACAAUUUAAGACCAAAUUCGAUUUACCAGAUAAAUCACUUCUUGUUCUCACAGGAGCAAAGUUAUGCUUCCUCGCAGUGAGGAUUGACGAGGCACUCCGGACGAAAGGAGUGUCGUACGUACUCCUCGAGACUAAGCAGUGGGACAAUAAACUAUAUGAAGUAUUGUCGGAUAACAAGUGCCACUACGUCGUCCUUAAAUCCGACAAGGAAUUCGACAUGAAAAAAAGACUCCGAACUGAGGCGCAGGAAUUCUUGCAAGAACUAAAUAAAGUUAGGGGUACUAAAGUGAUCGUGCUAACCGAAAACGAUGAGCAGGACCAGUUUGCGAUGGAAAUUAAAGAGUGUUUCAAAGAUAACGCACAGGUCGCUCGCGCGUCCAAUUGCGGACUUGCCGAUGUAACGGAUGAAUGUAAAGACGCUGUUCUAAAAAAGUCCGCUCUCCUGCUCCAAGAAAGAAAACAAUAUUUUGACGACUUAACGACAUCAGGAGAUAAAAAUACGAGUGCGACAACAGUAGAACAGACUAGACGUGCAUUUUACAAACUCCUGGAAGAGACAGCGUUUCUAAAGCUGUGUCGAGACGGAGAGAUUGAGAUAGGACCCAAGCUGCGGUCCUUGGACGAAGAUAGCGCCACCUGCUACGUUGAACGGACAUGCAAAAGAGCCACUCGCGUGGACCUAAGCGGGGCGUUAACGAAUAUAACGAACGAAGCACUUGCCAUUGUGGGUUGCCGCGGCGAAGAACUUGACGCCUUGCUUCCUCCCGGUUUCCACGCCUGCCAUCACAGCCGAGUGGAACAGUUCGAGAGAUGUUUGCUUCUUGACAGUACGAGCGAUUGCGAUUCACUUGUGCAGUCCACUAUCUACGAAGGAAAGACAAUCCACGUAGUCCAGUACGAUUCACAAAGAAGAGAGUUUCACUGGGUCAAGUCUAAUGGUUCUCUGAAACAGCUGCUGCGGGUGGUGUCCGGAGCAAGCGAGAUUGGUCUCACAAACACUUUCCCUCUUGACAUUCCUGAUAAGGUCGCGGUGGUAUGUGGUGAUCCAGGAAUGGGAAAAAGUCUCGCGUCAUUGCGCAUGGCUCAAGAUAUAAAGACUCUCAAAGAAGCGACGUGGGUGCUAUAUGUGGACCUGCCGCAGAACGUUGGAUCUCUACCUGAAUGUGCCUCAAUGGACAUGUGCCAAGAGAGAGGGGAAAGCCUGCUAGCUGCGCUGUGUGGCCUCAAAGAGGCCACGUUCGAGUUCAACCUUCUCAAAUCAAGCAUUUCCACAGCCUGGCCCUUCACGGUUGUCGUUAUCUUUGAUGGAUUUGACGAAGUGGACGCCGAGAACCGUAAAUGUGUGAUAAAAUUAGUGCAUGCACUAAGGGCGACCAAGAUAUUGAAAGUAUUUGUGUUCAGUCGCAACUGCUGUAAGACCGAGUUGGAAGACAAGUUUCACACCAUAGCUUUCGAAAUCAAUGGUUUCAAGCAAGAGGAGCAACUGCAAUUUUUAAAACGACUUUGGAAACGAAAUGGUCCUGACAUCGAUGAACAAAAUCUAGAGUCAGUCGCGCGCGGGCUUUUAAACAGGUUUUGGUUACACGGAACGGACGGGAUCACUGAAAACCCGCUGUAUUUAAAAAUGAUUGCAGAAGUAGAUGAACUACGGCUCGAGUUGCUCGAUUGCAUCAGCAUUUUAUACGUCUAUGAGGAGUUCGUUGAAAAAAAGUUCAGAAUUUAUCUGAAGAAAACGACCCAGGAAAGCCCAAAACUUGCAGUUGCGAAGGAUAUUGAGGACGCUCUGAGAUCCGCAUUCUACAGGAGGCACCGUCUUCUUGCUCUCAAGGUCCUUUUCAACACAAAAUCGUUGAACGAUUUUCUAAAGAUAAGUGAGCUUGAAGAGUUGGAAGUCGCAAUCAAUUUGGUUGUCGAUGGCGGAGUUAAGCAGGGCAUCGUGGACGGGCACAACAACCACAUUCCUGUAUUUGUGCACAAUACUUUUGCCGAGUUUUUCGCAGCUCGUUUCUUUUUUGGAAAGAUAGUGGAUAAAGACAGUGAUGUUAUAAUAUUUGUCUCUGACAUGUACGGAAAGGAAGAUUACGACGGGAUUCUUAAAUUCUUAGACGCAUUUGGAGCGAAGCUCCACGCACUAAACCGCCAAGUCAUGAACAAUGAUUGGCAAAGUAUUGAAGAUGUCGCGCACCUGUCCUACGAAAAGGACGAGUUUUCAAGAUCGCCACUGCACAUAGCAGCUUUGUAUGCAAAUGAGAAUACACUAGCCACUGUUGCUAGGGUACAGGGCGAGGAAACGGCUGAGGAAUUGUUGAGGAAAGACCACCUUGGAAUGACGCCUUUAAUGUACGCAGACAGGAAGCGCGCCCUGCAAAGUCUGAAUCUAUUUUGCGCGCUGUGCAGCAAAAAAAUCGUCAACUUGACAAAUCAACUCCCUGUUGCCGUCGGAAACAUUAGAAAUGAAAGCGACUUUGCUUCUUCGGUGAUAGGUGAUGCUAUGCGGAUGGGUCUUACAGACCUCUUGAAGUGCCUUUUGAAAGAGUGUUGUGUGUGGAAAAACGCUGAAGAUUGGCUUACCUCGCACCCUCAAGAGACGAGACAUGGUCCGGUUACUGAGUUACCUGUACUUGUAGAUAUUGACCAGAUCACGUGCGAUCUGAAACACACGCCUAUCAUCCAUGCAACGUCGUAUGAAGUUUUCAAAUCCGUUUUGCCAUAUUCUUCCUUGGGAGUACAGCAGGAAAAAACGUGGGACAACAGCGAAUCACGGAGCACGGCGCCGAGCUCUGUGGUCAAAGUCAGCUACACACUCUUACAUAUGUACGCCGCGGUGGGAGCUCAGGAUUUGUGCAAAAACGUUCUGUGUCUGUUUCCGAGCGAUGCGUGUAACGCAAAUGGUCAGAAGCCGCUGCACGUGGGCACCAUUUCUCGUAAUUUGGACAUUGUCACCACCCUGAUUCCUCAUUCGACAACAGCAGGUGCACGUGACAAAUGCGGAAACACACCUUUGCACCUGGCAGUAGAUCUUAGUUCGUUGUUUGAACUAGAAUCGCUCUGUGAGUGGCAGCUUGCGCACACACUGUAUAAACAAUCAGCGACGCCGUCGGACAUUACUGAUUCAGAACUGAGGACAGAGGUAGCGAGAAGUGUUCUUCCUCACGUGGAUGUCACCACCCGUAAUUGCAAUGGCAACACAGCUUUGCACGAAUGUUCCUACAACGGUUUCUGGAGCUCGGUUAUGCUCCUGCUUCCCUUUUCAGACGCAAACGAGGCAAACGACGGUGGCCAGACGCCGUUUUUACGCAGCAUUUCUGAACGACCCUCCAGUUACGCUCUGAGUGCAGCGCUGUCACGAGGAGGUCAACGCGACACCAGCAAAGGGGAUAUCAAAGGGCUGAAGCUCCUGAUUCUCCAUUCACGCGUUGAUGUAACAGAUGGGGAAGGUAGAACAGCACUUCAUCACUGCGCUUUAAAUGGAAAGUUGCGCGCCACCCCACUGCUGGUUCCUCAUGUAUCAGCAAACGUCCAAGAGCGGAAAGAGCGGAAGCAUAAGAGCGGAAAGUGCGCGCUCCAGUAUGGAGCACUAAAUGGUGGACGUGAUAAUGUAAAAAUACUGCUUCCUAAUUCGUAUGCAAAUGCGAUAGAUGCCGCUAACGGGACACUCUCUCACACUCAUUUUGUGGGCGAAAGGGAGAGUGAAAGGCUGGUACUGAGAGCACCUCAGACAGCGUUACGGCAGUUUGCAGCCGGUAAUAUAACUGACAAAUACGGCGGCACUAGGCAUACUUAUUCCAACGAAAGAAACCGAAGCCUUUAUUUAAAAGUGGCUCGACUGUCGAAACAACUUGUUGGCAACAUGAAACAAGCGCCGCAACCAAGAGGCAGUGCUGAAAGCAGCACAAAGAGCAAUGUCUUCGGAAAGGACGACAUCGAAACUGCGGAACUUCUAUUGCUCUAUUCACUUGACAAAAGCAGUCAUGAAAUCGAUCGCGCUGCACUUCAUCUGUGCGCCGAUGAAGUGGGACGACUGGAUGUAAUGAAGAUCAUAUUUCCUCAUUUUCCCCCCAAUAUUACCGACAAAGGCGGUCUCACCUCCUUGCACGUGGCUGCCGCAACUGGACAUUUGAGUGUUGUCAACUUCUUGAUUUCGAGCGUACGCGACAACGCGCGGGAUAACUUUGGUAGGACUCCUCUCGCAUACAGCGCCUUCUAUGGCCAUAUUGCUGUCGGGAAGGUUCUCUUGCCCCUUACCUUGACUAACGCACCUGAUGUUGAUGGACGUAUUGCGAUGCAUUGUUGUGCGCAAGAGGGUUACACUGACAUUGUUGAAUUGCUUCUUCCUCAUUCAUCAGCUUCUACAAGUGACAAACAUGGAAUCACUCCACUGCAUCAUAGCGCAGCAAAAGUUGGUCUCGCAAAGGCAACGCAGGUGAUUCUCCCUCACUCAGAUGCACUCAUUCGGGAUGACGAUGGUGACAGCGCACUGUUCGCGAGCGCGUAUGGCCGUUGCUUCGAUGUGGCGAAAUUAUUGGUUCCUUACUCUGAGGUGAAUGCCAGGAAUCAAUGUGGGCAUACAGCACUCAUGUAUAAGCUAGCCCGUCUGCCGUCACAUCAACCCGGAGACGGUACACACGGGAACGGAAUUACAACAGAGGACAUCAAAAUUGUCAAACUUCUGUUGCUCUACUCAGAUGUCAAUAUCGCUUUUGAAGACCGUCGCACAGCACUUCAUCUGUGCGCCGGUAAAGUGGGACGACUGGAUGUAAUGAAGAUGAUAUUUGCUCAUUUUCCUGCCAAUAUUACCGACAAACGUGGUCUCACUUCCUUGCACGUGGCUGCCCUAACUGGACAUUUGAGUGUUGCCAAAUUCUUGAUUUCGAGAGUACGCGUCAACGCGCAGGAUAACUUUGGUAGGACUCCUCUCGCAUACAGCGCCUUGUAUGGCCAUAUUGCUGUCGGGAAGGUUCUCUUGCCCCUUACCUUGACUAACGCACAUGAUGUUGAUGGACGUAUUGCGAUGCAUUGUUGUGCGCAAGAGGGUUACACUGACAUUGUUGAAUUGCUUCUUCCUCAUUCAUCAGCUUCUACAAGUGACAAACAUGGAAUCACUCCACUGCAUCAUAGCGCAGCAAAAGUUGGUCUCGCAAAGGCAACGCAGGUGAUUCUCCCUCACUCAGAUGCACUCAUUCGGGAUGACGAUGGUGACAGCGCACUGUUCGCGAGCGCGUAUGGCCGUUGCUUCGAUGUGGCGAAAUUAUUGGUUCCUUACUCUGAGGUGAAUGCCAGGAAUCAAUGUGGGCAUACAGCACUCAUGUAUAAGCUAGCCCGUCUGCCGUCACAUCAACCCGGAGACGGUACACACGGGAACGGAAUUACAACAGAGGACAUCAAAAUUGUCAAACUUCUGUUGCUCUACUCAGAUGUCAAUAUCGCUUUUGAAGACCGUCGAACAGCACUUCAUCUGUGCGCCGGUAAAGUGGGACGACUGGAUGUAAUGAAGAUGAUAUUUGCUCAUUUUCCUGCCAAUAUUACCGACAAACGUGGUCUCACCUCCUUGCACGUGGCUGCCCUAACUGGACAUUUGAGUGUUGUCAACUUCUUGAUUUCGAGAGUACGCGUCAACGCGCAGGAUAACUUUGGUAGGACUCCUCUCGCAUACAGCGCCCUCCUUGGCCAUAUUGCUGUCGGGAAGGUUCUCUUGCCCCUUACCUUGACUAACGCACCUGGUGUUGUGGACGAACGUAUUGCGAUGCAUUGUUGUGCGCAAGAGGGUUACACUGACAUUGUUGAAUUGCUUCUUCCUCAUUCAUCAGCUUUUACAGGUGACAAACAUGGAUUAACUCCACUGCAUUUUAGCGUACUAAAAGUUGGUCUCGCAAAGGCAACGAAGGUGAUUCUCCCUCACUCAGAUGCACUCAUUCGGAACAGCCAUGGUGAGAGCGCUCUGUUAGUGAGCGCGUACGUAAAGCGCUGCGAUGCCCUGAUACUGAUGCUUCCGUAUUCGGACGUAAACGCCACGAAUAAGGCUGGCAUGACAUCACUCUCGUACAUUUUACGUAAAGACAUCCAGCAGGUCGGGGAGCAACAAACAAACGCUACCAGAAGCGGAGAGGAAAGCAGUGAGGUGGGUAUCGAGGAUAGCAUAGAGAAAGACAUCAAAAUGACUAAACUCCUACUGCUGCACUCAGAUGUCAAUGUUGCCGACAAUCAGAAACGGACUCUACUUCAUUUGAGCGUUGCUCUGGGAAGGCUGGAUUUAAUGAAACUAUCACUCCCUCAUUUCAACGUUCGUUCUCUCAGAUUCAAAACAAUACACGUGAAUGUAGAGGAGAUGCUAAGUCGUUGGGUUCAGAUAGAGUAGCGUACGACACAGUCCAGCCUCACUGAAGUUGUUCCCCGAUACCAUGACUGCAACCCAUUAGCGACGUUGUUCAACUGUUGAAUGCAACUGAGUGAUGCAGUUACCAAAUUGCGAAAGGUUUCUGUCGGCGUUUAAUGAACUAUGACGUCACAAAGAUGCGUCUGAGUGUGCGACAAUGCAAGUAACUAAAGGUUGCUCUACUUGUAGGCGAGAAACUCUUACUUUUCCCCCUGAAGUGUUGUGCGUUGAGCGCACCGAAGGAUAAGUUGUGUGUUUAAGGGAUAACCUGGCGUGUGGGAGGGAUAAGUUGUGUGGUUUGAGUACACCGAGGGGUAAGUCGUGUAAGGUGUAAAGCAGAGUGGAUACCUUUAUAUGUAUGUGUAUGUAUGUUCAAAGGAAAGAAAAAAGUAUAGUGCAUGAGCUACUGUACAUUCGAGAGGCUAUUGUAUUUUCAUGCUGCAUGUACAUAUAUUCCUAAGUAAAAUUUUGAUAUGUAUCGCAAUGUUAAUGUAGAUUCAUUAAAGUUGUUCAAUGGAAGUGU